AUGCAUACAAACAAAAUGUCGCUUCCGAACACGACCUUUUUCGCAGGCGGCAGGGUCAUAGAGCCAGUGCGUCUCAAUCGCACAUGGAACACCACCACUGUCAACCAGCUGCUGGGGCUUCCAGGCAUGUUCUCGACCUAUAACCGGGGGCAACUGCUGCGGCUGCGAGGAAUAGCAAUUACGUCGUCGUCGCUGUCAAUUUUGGCCGCGAUGGUGGGUCUCUACUGCAUCCUGUGCAUCGACCGUCGACGCAAGGUUUUCCGACACCAACUCAUCCUGUUCCUCAUUUCUUGUGAUUUUCUCAAGGCCCUCGUUCUUCUGAUAUACCCGGUAGCCAUUUUGAUUGAAAAUCGCGUGUAUGGGUACCCCGCAUUUUACAACACUCUCGGGUGGAUUACAGCGUUUGGCAUCGAGGGAGCAGAUUUUGCCAUCGCCAUUUUUGCCGUGCACUUUGCGCUGCUCAUUUUCGUGCCGUCCUGGAAAUGGCAAAAUAACUCCAGUGGGAACAUGGAGGGCGGGUUGUAUCGCCUGCGACACUUCCUGUACCCGGCCACAUUUCUGCUCCCGAUGGUACUGGCAAGUCUUGCAUUCGUGGACUUUAACAAAUUCAUUCCUGUGAAUCUUAAUGAUCGUGUCAUUCUAGACAACAAUAGCUACGACUUCCCGUUCCAGGCUCGACAAGGCGGGUACAAAGCGAUGAGUGCGUGGUGCUACCUGCCCCCGUUCCCGUUAUGGUACCGUAUCGUACUGAGUUGGGCUCCAAGAUAUUUCAUUAUCGUGUUGAUCUUCACAGUCUACAUCAGUAUCUACAUAUUUGUCUCGAAGGAAAACCGAAAAAUCAAAAAUCAAAUAGGUUCCUUCAGGCACAACAGUAGUGUAGACAUUCGUCGGGAGCGGGAUAGCAAAGGUCGGCUUUUGACUUUAGGACAAAGAUCAAGAGUUUACUGCAAGUAUGUUUUCAAGAAGUCGGGUCUCUCAAAGCUUGGGAAAAGUGUUGGGAACUUCUUUUUCUUUUCGUUCGAAGAUUACCACGAUGAAGAUAUCGAAAAGCACACUAAGGCACAGCGUUUGGAUUCCUUUGCAGAAACCCUUUCCAACGAUGACGUGGACGGUACCUUUGGAACGCAUAUUCCUGAGGCGUUAACAACUCCUAGUAAAUUAGAGAGGCCGAAAUUGAAAGGUCAUCGAUCUAAUAGCAUUCCCUACCACUUUAAGAAAAGAUGCAUGAGCUUUUCAAACACAAGUCCGCGCACGGCGUUAUAUCAGGAUACUGCGGGUGAAUCAAAUGUUGAUAACGCAAAAGAAGAAGACUAUUUUAACCACUUCUCGAAGAGCAAAAUACAUUCUAAUGCCAAAAACGCCAACCGCGUUCAAAAAAAGAAUUCAGGAGGCUCAUUCAAUCCCAUAAAGCGUAGGUCAUCUUCAUUGGCCCGCGGAAAAACCUCCCGAGAAAAUUUCCAAAGGCAUGAUCCAACUGCACUUUCGCCAGUCAGAUCGGCAGGUUCUCGUAGUCAAUCCUUGCAGACGUUUCCUGAAGGUCUAAACCGCCUAAAAGAUGAUUCACAAUCCCAAAAAGAUCAAGAGGGAGCCGGGUUUGUUCCGACAGGGUCGGACCACAUCUUAGGGCUUCAGCACAACUUUCAAUCAGAGACUUAUCAGGAGUUCAAGAAACGAAGAGCACAAAUUCAGAAACAACUUAGAUCAAUAUUCAUUUAUCCCUUCUCCUACGUUGUGAUUUGGAGUUUCCCCCUGGCGGUGGAUGUAAUCCAAUAUAGGUACGAGAUAUUACACGGGCCGGUGAUAUGGCUUGAGUACAUCGCAACCUUCAUGCAGCCACUAAGUUGUUUUGUUGAUGUUUUGGUGUUUAUUUAUAGAGAGCGGCCUUGGAGACACUCUUGGGCUUCGAUUACCAAAAAAGAGCUCUCUAACACUUAUGCCUACAAAGGAGCGAUAGGCGAGCAUACAAUCCGACAAUUGUGCAAUAGUGAACUGGGAAAAAAAGGCUGGUAUUACCGGGGAAGAUGGUCCAAACUUGAGUGUUGGCGGCAUCAGCCUCAGAGAUGGAAGAGGAUUUUGUGGUUCUGUUACCGUUUUGUAAAGGGAUUUGUGCGUAAUGACUAUGAUUUUAAAGACAGGUGCAAUGACGCCGCCUACUGGGACGAUUAUUAUAUGGGUAAGAAACAGAAUGUUGAGCUUGUUCAACACCCAAAAUUGAGCUUUUCGGAGGCCUUCAAGGAUGUACUUGAUGUAUCAAAUACAAGAAAGGACUCGUAUGUUUCCGGCUCUACCCGCGACAUUUUGUUUGAGAACCAAGGAUAUGUGCGCGUACCCUUCAAGUGGAGGUUUGUACAUUUUUUACCAAUGCUCCACGGGGUAGACUUAGAUCAACUGGAUUAUGAACUACGCACGAGUCAGCGUGAUGGAAUCUGUGACAUUCCCGGCUUAAGUUUGGCACUACAAAAGAUGUCGCAACCAAAGGCCCUAUCCAGCGGCGAGUCCUUUUUCAAACCGGACUACAAUAUGGCCAAACCGAGCGGUCCUGCAGAAGAACCGUCGGGGGUUAUGCCUCCAUCUCGGGUACACUUGGGUAGGCCUCGGCACAGCGUGUCUGAUCUGUCGCAGAACUCACAACACACUCAUUCGCCCUUACACAGCUUUUUAUCGGAACUGUCCAGCAGCAAUAGACGAGAGUCGUCCGCCACAAGCGAUCGCGCCUCCCGCAUGAUUAAGAACGCAUCUGGCAGCGCCAGCAGUAGUCAAGAGUAUGAUGAAGAGAAGCGAAUGGAGAAGAGAAUGGAUCUCAUGGACUUUUUAAACGGAUGA
Lachancea meyersii CBS 8951 is the source of this 2823-nucleotide messenger RNA. NCBI's taxonomy places the organism in Eukaryota, Fungi, Ascomycota, Saccharomycetes, Saccharomycetales, Saccharomycetaceae. The record is from the annotation of a GenBank genome assembly.